Corythoichthys intestinalis (scribbled pipefish) is the source of this 10255-nucleotide messenger RNA. It is a transcript of the gene syt6a, whose product is annotated as synaptotagmin VIa. Gene Ontology annotation, biological process: cellular response to calcium ion; calcium-ion regulated exocytosis; regulation of calcium ion-dependent exocytosis. The record is from RefSeq and is a predicted model, not a curated record. Gene Ontology annotation, molecular function: phosphatidylserine binding; calcium ion binding; calcium-dependent phospholipid binding. Gene Ontology annotation, cellular component: exocytic vesicle; plasma membrane. The coding region runs from base 79 to 1713 and encodes 544 amino acids. NCBI's taxonomy places the organism in Eukaryota, Metazoa, Chordata, Actinopteri, Syngnathiformes, Syngnathidae. The transcript is spliced from 7 exons.
UUGAGUGUUUGUAAGAGCGCAUGCCUCGGUGCCCUCUGAUGAGUGCACUCCAAGGCUGACGAUGCAGCUGGGAGCAGCAUGAGUUCGGAGCGAGCGGAGUAUGACAUGGUUUGUCAGAGAGCCGUGACCCUUAUUGUCGACCUCUGCCUGCACAACAGCACGCUGUUGGAGCAGGACACGUGUCAGGACUUCCUCUUCCUGUUGUCCGGCCGCGGCGCCAAGCACAGGGAUCAAGACGCUAAUUUUGGCCUCCUGCUCGGUGUGUUUGUGCUCUGUGGCUUAAUUCUGUUGGGCCUCCUGGCCUUCGGCUACUGGAAGUGGUGCGGUCCGCCUCGGCGGAGCAAAGCCAGCUUCCUCACCCCGUCCCCCUGCCUGGAGCACAACCCGUCGCAGCUCCCUCAUCUGCUGCCAUUGCCGUCACCCCCGAGUCCCCGGCAGCCGCAGCCAGCGGUUACCAUGGCAACUGAAAAAGUGAAGGACCCCGUCGGCCCGAUGGGCUUCCUGGAGGCUGCGGUGAAGAUAAGCCAUACAUCUCCUGACAUCCCCACCGAUGUUCAACUCUCCAUGAGGGAGCACUUCCUGCGCCGCACGCAGCGCAUGCAGAGGCAAACCACUGAGCCUGCUUCCUCCACUCGGCACAAUUCCUUCAAAAGGCACCUUCCCCGACAGAUGCAGGUAGGCAGCUUAGACUUAGGGAAUGACUAUGUGUUGGACAAAGAAGAGAAAUCCACCAGCAUAGGCCGCAUUCAGCCAGAGCUCUACCAGCAGAAAACCUUGGACUCUGACGACUCCUCCAAGAAUGGCAGCAGCAAAAACUGUGGUAGAAUUAAUUUUUCUUUGAAGUAUGACUACGACAGUGAGGCCCUGCUCGUCAACAUCAUCAGGGCGGUCGAUCUUCCCGCCAAGGACUUGUGCGGCACGUCCGACCCUUACGUCAAGAUCUACCUGCUGCCUGACCGCAAGAAGUUCCAGACGCGAGUCCAUCGAAAGACCCUCAACCCCACCUUUAGCGAGAGCUUCCAAUUCCCCGUGCCUUACGACGAACUGGCCGUCAGGAAGCUCCAUAUGAGCGUCUUUGACUUUGAUAGAUUUUCAAGACACGACAUGAUUGGGGAGGUGGUGAUGGACAACCUGUUCGAGACGUCGGACCUAUCACGGGAAACAAAUAUAUGGAGAGACAUCGACUAUGCCACCAGCGAGAGUGUCGACCUCGGGGAGAUCAUGUUCUCACUCUGUUACCUGCCUACUGCUGGAAGACUCACACUGACUGUCAUCAAGUGCAGGAACCUCAAGGCCAUGGACAUCACUGGAUACUCCGAUCCUUACGUCAAAGUGUCACUUAUAUGUGACGGGCGACGUCUGAAAAAGAAGAAGACCAGCAUCAAAAAGAACACUCUUAAUCCUACCUACAACGAGGCCAUCAUCUUUGACAUUCCACCGGACAGCAUGGACCACGUCAGCCUCCACAUCUCUGUCAUGGAUUACGACUUGGUCGGUCACAAUGAGGUCAUUGGCGUAAUGCGGCUCGGAUGCAAUGCAGAGGGUCUAGGAAGAGACCACUGGAACGAAAUGUUGGCUUACCCUAGGAAGCCUAUCGCACACUGGCAUCCCUUACUCGAGUCCAAGAAGUCUGAGAAGGAGUGGAAAGCCAGGGCUGCCAGCUUUGACAGCCAGGGCUCCUGCCCUUCCCCACGCCCCCCAGCAACACCCUGAGCAACACCACCUGAGACCCCUGUGACCCCCUGGAAACUAGAUGGAGGGGCGGUGGAAGUUUGUUCCUGCCUCCUGCUGGUCCACUUCCUGUCUGUCUGAUUAUCAAGGAGAAACCCUGCUGUUGCUGUUCCAUUCUAAGCCCUCUACCCCACUCCCUCAGUCGACCCGCCAACUCCACCUUCCGCCAGUGUGGUCCGAGAGAACAGAUCAAGGAGCACAUUAGGUCAGGUCAUAUUUUUGGGCGCGUCAUUCUCCGGAGGCAGGUCUAUCAAUGCCGCUCCUCCUUGGAUGGAUUUGUGUGCAGACUGUGAUGCAAAAAUCGUGGCAGUCAAAAGACGUUACUCGGAGUGAAGCAGUAUGUCUCUUUUUAAAGCGUUUGGGUGCUGCAUUUGUUUACAGCAAGACAAAAUUGAGGUGUGGCGUCAUAAAGUUGAGUCUCCAGUUGCAGCAGUUGUGAUGCUAACUCUUUAAGGUCACACUAACAAGGAAUACGUAUAUGAUUUUGGAUACAAAACACGGAAAUAGUAGUAGCUGUUAUUAUACGGUAUUUGCUCAAAUAGUGGCUGUUUUUUAGUACACUGUUGUCAGGCUCAAGGCCUGGGAACCAAAUCUGGCAUACCACAUGGAUUUGUGUCUUUUACAUUAAAGUAAUUGCACCCCCCGCCCCCUUAAAUCCUUGAUAUAAAUUGAACAAUAUGCACACUUAAAUAUUUAUGGGUCAUUUGUUUGUGUGACAAUAUGAGGUGACUACAGAAACCAUAGCCAAAAUUUUGUUUGAUGUCUCUGUUGAUGGACUGUCCUAAUUAGUCACUGGAUGGGCCAUUUAAGACAAAUACCAGCAUCCCUUUUCACAAUAGAAAAAUAAGAACAUAACCACUUAAAUUUGCAUUGUACUACAUGAUGGUGAUGCUAAUUGGAACUCCCGGCGACUCGGAAUUGUGCCACAGCUUGGCAAUAUUGUGUGCAUUCAUUUUUAUUCUAUCCUUCCACAAUAAAUUUUACCGUAAUUUUCAGAAUAUAAGCCACUAUUUUUUUUAUCUCUAUUUGAACCAUACAGCUUUAACAACAAAGUGGCUUAUUUAUGGAUUUUUCUUGGCCAAACGAGCUUCAUCUUCAUCUUAAAAAAAAUAUAACGUUGUGACAACACUCUGCUCUCGUGUGCUCCCACACAAAUCCAUCCUUAGCUUUGAUUUAGCGUUUAAAAAAUUCAGUUUGUGAGAGGGCUGUCAGGUGUUGUGGGCAACUAGCAGGUGAGAAUGAAGGAAGGAUGCAAACACAUGGAAGCAAGACAGACGGCCGCAGGUGUGAUUUUUUUUUCUAUACGAGGUGACCAAACAAAGUACAGUGGUACCUCUACAUACGAAUUCGUUCCAGGAUCUUGUAAGUCCAAAUGUUUGUACCGUAUUGGCCCGAAUAUAAGACUGUGUUUUUUGCAUUGAAAUAAGACUGACAAAGUGGGGGUCGUCUUAUAUUCGCGGUCUUGACAUUGUAACCAUUCACGACACUAGAUGGCGCCAGAUAUCAUUGAAGUGAUGUUCUGUCAUGACAGAUCUCAGCUACUCUCAAGUUUAACCAGUUCGCAUUAUUUUAUUGCAAUGUUUUUCCUUAUUCAGAUUUGUUUCAAGACUAGUUACAGUUAGACUUCACUUUGAUGGUUAAUGCAGUUAUUGCAAUUUUGUUGUUUUAUCACAAUAGAUUGGUUUAUUUACGUUUCAAGAACCAGAAGCCAUUCUUUUACGAAUAUAAUUGCACUUUAGUUUACAUAUUUAAAUGUUCAGAUAUUAAGAUUUGAAUGAGGCAAAAUAACAUGCUUUUUCUCUCAAAUAUAUUGUUAUAAUCAUUUGUUUCAGAUGUACUGUAAUUAUUUUCUGUAUAAAAAUGAAUUUUGUGUUCAAAAAGUCUUUUUUCAAACUUGAGUCUCGAAAAAGAGGGGGUCGUCUUGUAAUCAGGGCCGUCUUAUAUCCGGGCCAAUACGGUAUGUCGAACAGGAUUUUCCCAUAAGAAUACAUUAUAAUUCCAUUAAUUCGUUCAGCAGCCCUAUAACCUACACUAAAUCCUGAAAAAAUACUGCUGGUACUAUUACAAAUGGCAAUUAAACAUAUCGAAACAAAUAAAUUAUUAAUAAAAAACGGAAUAAAAAUAUAAUAAUAACAAUAAUAAUUCCUAUAAUAAUGUAACGAAUCAGGUUCUAAUGUUCUGCGUGCUGUACCUGAACCCACCGCAAGGAGAGAAAGGUGCGGUUGAGGUUUUACUUUCCCUUUUAAUGUUUUGUUGUUGCCGUCAAUUGGGGCAGACAGUCGUGCUUUUGUGUUGCACAAGUUGAUAAAUACCUGACGAAGCUGGCGAUUUCUUUGGCAAAGUUACCACAAUAAUAUUUGUCACCUUAACUUAUAAAGACUGGCGAAUGGUGGUCGUAGGAGGACCGUUAAGAUCGUAGACAUCCUACGGUCGCAUUGUUAAUCCAGUUCACGGAUGCGCUGCCCACGCUCAUAUAUUUCCAUCAUUUCCAUCUUAAUUUCAAUGGUAAGCGUCACCUUUUUCCUUUCUCGCCACGUGCACUAACCUGUAUAUUUCUCUCACAAGAAAAUCCGCCGUGCGUCCGUCUGCAGCGCAGUCAUGUCGUUGUAUUUCGAGCAUGUCGUCGGAUGUACAGUAUGUACUGGUAAAAAAGGACAAUUUAAACUUUUGAAGGAUAGAUAUCCAUUGUUUGCUACGGCGAGAAGAUGCUAUGCUAACAUUUCUUAGCCAUUUUCAAGCAGCACUGAUAGGAAAGGACUACUGCUGGUGACGGCUUUUCUGAUCCUUGACACCGUUACAGAAGAACGGUUUAGGGCUAGUCAUGGAUGCUUUGACAGCUAUAAAAAGGACUGAUUGCUAUAAUGUUCUACAACAAAGUUGCUAGGACCGAUAGCCAUAAGCCGUGCAUACAUGACAGACUGAAGUAAUCAAAAUAAUCAAUCAUAGGGAUUUCUAAAAGGAGUUCGUCCAUUGCAAGCAUAGAGAUGAAGGUAAAGUGGAUUUGAUUUUUCAUUCGAAAUGUGAUGACUUAUUUAUUUAUUUAUUCAUUCAUUUAAGAUAAGUGUGAAUGGUUUCAGACUGAGAAACAUGAGUGUGACAGUGUGUGGCUCCCUCCGCAGGCCACUGGGUAUGGAUGAAAUUGAAAUUUGGUGUGUUGACGUAUUUUUAUUUGGUUAAUGAAUAUAUUGUUGAUCAAUCAGAUGAUUCUUUGUAACAUUCUCUACAUAAAUAUAAGACAUGGACACAUGGGGCUAAAAGUCCGAUGCAGCAUAUAUAUGGAUUAUUUUCUUAAAUUUUGAGAAAUUUUGGCUAUGCGGCUUAUAGUCAGGUGCGUGCUAUACUGUAAAUAUUGUUUGAAAAUGCAUUCAUACAAAUAAUGGUUGAACAACUCCCCUGAUGUAAAAGGCCUGUCUCUGCCAGCAGAAGAGUCAAUAAACGCACCUGGCCACUAUUUGCGUAAAUGCCGUAAAUUUAGCACACAUGCUUUCUGCAUUUGCAUUGCCUCCUUGGUCUCCUCUCAUUUUGGAGGAUAUAAUUAUGUGCAUACAUUUGUGUACAGAGACAGGUUUUUUUUGUGAUUUUCGGCUUCUUUCAAACCAUAAAAGAUGUGAAGCUAGAUGUAGCCUAGCAGCUGGUUACUAUUAAAAAAAAAAAAAAAAAAAAUCUCAAUGUUUACCAUGUCAUGAAGCAUUUGUUACCAAGAUGCCGUUAUAGUUCAGUUCAGAUCCUUUCAUUCAAUCUGUUGAACCUAUUGUGUUUCAAACUCAAAGUUUGAAAAAUGUUUCAUUGUGAAAAGCAACUGUUACUUUGAUUUGUUUUGUAGAUGGAGUUAAUAUUUUGUACAACAAAGAAAAUCUCCUUUACAGGUUGUGUGCGUUAAAACAGAUGUUGUUGUUGUUGUUGUUGGAUUAAUUGAUGUAAAUGUGAGUCUUACGUAAUAUAUUUUAUUUAGGUUGUGUUAGCAGAAAGGUGUAAACAUUUCACUAAACUCUUGAAUCAACAGGAGAUAGUGUAACAUCAUUUUCAAUUAAAAAAGUGUUUUUAUUUAAUUUUUUUUUUUUAGAAAAAAGCUUUUUUAAAUCAGAAAAGCAACUCUUUUUGCUUUUCUUACAAUAUAAAAAGGUGUCGGUGAGUUAUACUACAAAAUUUAAUGACAAUGGCUUGUCUUUGAAGAGAAACAAAUACAAGCAAUGAACAUGCAAACACAAUUUAUGUAGCAUUCCUUAUACCCUAGAAAAUAGCACAACACACUAACAAUUUUCAAAUGAAUGCAGUUUUUGUUUUGUGGAACUUUUUUUUUUUUUUUAUGCCAUUAUCAUUUCAAUCAUUCGUUUGGUAAUCAUGGUGUUAACAUUUGGUGUGUGUAUCUAUGUAAUAAAGGGUCUCGGAAAAUGCUAGCACUCAAAAUAGAAAUAUUUGGUAAUAUCCAGUUCCAGCCAAUGAGAGUGUUGUAUUUAGAACUUGUCAAGGCCAACCGCAGUUAAAACAGGAUACCUUUAGCUUCACAAUUGUAAAGGGCGAAUCACCAAAACAUCUUGGAACUAACUGGACGAUGGCUAGAUGUGUCACAUCAAGGGGUGUCCAGUUAGAUGAUUUUCUAAUAACGUAACAUUCAUGAAUAUUCUGAACAUGAAUUCAGAUUUAAUCAGUUGUUUUAAAAAAAUCCAAUAGCGCCCAAUCAUAUUUAAUCAGGGUUAGGUUUGAAAACCCUGUUUUUACUGCCUUUAGUUGGCCAAAGGAAUCACUACAGGGGAGAAACAAAAGUUUUGAUGCCGCUUUUAAAUUAAAUAAAUGGACAGGUUGUUUUCUAAUAUGGAAAGAGACUUUGCAUUUGAUUAUUUACAUUCUGUGAUAUUCAAUCAAUAUUUGGAUUCUGGUACAACUUGUGCCCUUUAAAAUGAACUCUAAGGUAAAACAUUUGACUCAAGAGGGAAAAUGGCGGGAGAAAAUGGCACAGUAAAGUUAUGCUGAGUUAUGCUCCUGCGUUGUGGUGACGGCGAAGCGACUAAGGCGUCAAUGAGCAUUCGAUAGUUCUGCACCAAUGGAACGCGUUGCUCUGUAAUUCACUGCCAAGCCACUAGAGGGUUGUGGUGUUGUGUUUGUACGGUUUUGGGGGACGCUUGUCGACUUCCUGUAGUUUUCAUCCAGUUACACAAUGACAACUGAGAAAAAAAAAUAAACAAUGCAAGAUGGAACGCAUGAAUGUGGAUCUUCAAGAAUUGUUUGCCAUUUGGCAAUCUUUAUAAUGUCUUGACAAGACAUGGUAGAGGUUGACAUAGUGUACUUGCGGACCUCUUUGAUGAUACUCUAGUCGGCUUGGUCGACUUUGGGUAGCACAACAAUGUUUGAAAAUAGCGGUGAUUUUGCGCUGAACUGGAAACAACAGUGCGGACCAAGCACAGUCCAUUUGCGUAACUUCUCCACGCGUUGACGCGACGCGAAGUCCGAAAACUAAGGAGAUACACGUCAAGCCUGAGUUAGACUCCCGCGUUGCAGUGACGGCGCAGCGACUACGGCGUCAUUUGACAUUCGAUGGUUCUCUGUCCAGGUGAUGCGUUGCUCUGUAAUUCACCGCCAAGCCACUAGAGGGGUGAGGCGUUAUGUUUGUACGGUUUUGGGGCAUGCUUGUUGACUUCCACUUGUCGAGUUUAACGGAGAAAAAAAUAAACAAUGCAAGAUGGAACGCUUCAAUGUGGAUCUUCAGCUCAUCAACAUUGAAUAAAUGUUGAUCAUACAAAUGCUGAGGCAUUAGAAGAUGGUUUUGAGGCGGUCUGUCCAACUUUGAUGCCGCACAGAGAGUUCUAGCCUCGGGUGGAAACUAGUUAGGUGUAGCGGCUAGCUUCAAACUGGCGUCGAGCACUGCGUCCAGCGUUUUGUCAGAGGUCUGCAAAGCCCUCCAGCCCGAUUUGUUUGCCUUGUCCUACAAACAGCCAGUGGGAAGCCAUAGCAGAUUUCUGGCGUCUAUAGAAUUUCCCAAACUGCGUUGGAAGCCUUGAUGUUAACGUUAUCAUAAAAGCACCGAGGCACUCUCAGUGAUGAUGUAUCGUGUGUGAACUGUCUGUUGUUGAAAAUGAAACAUCAAAACAACUCUUUUGACAACCUGUGCUUUAUUCUUCAUGUACUUGAAGUAUGACACGUACGAGGGGUAUUCAAAUUGUAAUGCACCCAACUUUAUUAUGUACAGACAAAUUAUAAUAGCAACAUGUACAGUGGGGAGAACAAGUAUUUGAUACACUGCCAAUGAUUGGCAGUGUAUCAAAUACUUGUUCUCCCCACUGUAUUAUACAUCAAAAGAAAGGUACAAUUGUGAGGAUUACAUUUUUACUUCUCCACAUAGUCUACACCUCUCUCAAGAGCUACAGUCCACCUAUGAAUGAGGGCAUGUAUACCAGUGUUGUAGAACUCAGCCGGUUGAUCCCUAAGCCAAUUCUUGACAACAGUUUUCACUUCGUCAUUGCCAUAUCGGUUGCCCAGGAGUCCUUCUUUCAUUGGACCAAAGAGGUGGUGGUCUGGCCGUGCCAAAUCAGGAGAAUAUGGCGGAUGUCCAUCCAAAUAAAGUGAUGACCUCCAUUGUCCUGAUGCCUGUGUGAGGACGUGCAUUGUCAUGCUAGAGGAGCCCAUUGGCCAUGUCCAAGUUGGGCCGAACACGUCGAAUUCUUGCUUUGAGCUUCCUAAGAGUCUCAAUGUAUACCUCAGAGUAGAUGGUUUCCCCCUUCGGCAAAAAAUCCUCUAUGAUUACACCUUGGGAAUCCCAAAAAACGGUGGCCAUAAUUUUGCCAGCUGAUUUUUGGGCCUUGAACUUUUUGGGCUAAUCGGCUAUGCUGGCUUUACCCACCUCUUCGUAGUCUUCAGUACUGUUUUUAAAUCGCUGUACCCAUAUUUUUACAGUGCUAUAGUCUAUGGUAUCAUCCUUGUAGACAUUUUCCAGCCGGUUAUGAAUCCCCAGAGGGGUUUCUCCCUCUGCAACAAGGAAUUCGAUUUCAGCUCUUUGUUUCUGACGAGCUUCAAGAGUGGCAGCCAUUUUGGAAGCUAGUUUAAGCUUUAAAAAUUUGUUAUAUGUGUUUUUCCUAUUUUCAAUCGCAAAAAGGUGUGUCCUAUCAUGUUUGUGCCAAAUAUAAACAAGAUUGGUAAAAUCCUAUACGAGCAAUGCACUUGAGUGCAUUACUUUUUGAAUGCCCCUCGUAAAUAAGUCAGACUCACAGCAAACAUAUGUACACAAUAAAUAAUGAAAUGCACCGACCAAAAGUACGACAUAAAGUGAUAAAAAGCUGGCAGUUUUUGGCCGACUGGGUCGCCGCUUCGAGUGCCUAUUCGAUUCCGAACACACACGUACUUGUCUCGGUGGUUCUUCCAUUUUUUUUUUUUUUUAUCCAAUCGCUGGCUGACCUCCAGCCCCGUAUUUUCAGCAAUCUCCUCCCAUGAAUUGCUUGCCAUUUGGCAAUCUUCAUAAUGUCUUGACGAGACAUUGUAGAAGUUGUCGUACUUGCUCUUCGUUGAUACUCUCGUCGGCUUGGUCCAUUUUUACGUGUAGAAAAAUAAUUUUUUUAGAAUGGCGGUGAUUUCGCGCUGAACCGGAAACAGUCUGAGCGGACCAAUCAUAGUCAGUUUCCACCACGUCACACGCGUUGACGCGACGUGAAGUCAGAAAAAAAAGAAGGGACCCAGAGAGGAUACGGCGCAGGGUCGUAAAUCGGGUCUUCAUUGACGGCGCAGGUCUGACGCGGAAGCAUAACUUGGCCUUAAAGCUAUGGCGAAGGGUCGUAAAUCGGGUCUGCCUUUGCGGCGUAGGUCUGCCGCAGAUGCAUAACUCAGCCUUAAAACUGGCCUUACUACGCAUGCACCAUAUAUCAUAGUUUGUUUUGAAGAAUUUCAAAGCUUCAGUAUAUAGGCUACUGAGCACAGAUGUUUCCGCCAUCAUCUGUUUUAGACAUUUACUUUUAGCCUGUGUCUGUCUUCAGACAUUUUCAGAAAUUUUUAAAGUCAUGUCAGGCUUUUCUUUACCCCAUAGUAUUGUAAACCACCAUGAUUUUUUUCCCUUCAGGGAUCUGAGUUUUAAAGUGUCUUGUUUGUUGCUUGUGCAGAAUGGUAGAUCUGCAUUUUUCUAUCCAAAUAAGUUGUCUAACCGGAGACUAAAAUGAAUAACUAAAAAUAUUCCAGCUCAGGAAGUCUGCAUUCUUAAUUUGACCACUUUCUGAUAUAUAGUAACCAGAGGUGGGUAGAAUUUACUCAAAAGGUGCGUUACUUCAAAAUAAUAUUACUCAAGUCAAAGUUAAUCUAGUCAUCCAAAAACAUUGAAAGUAACUGUUUUGGAUCUUUAAUUAAAAAAAAAAAAAAAUUAACAAUGGUAUUUUUUUUCUCGGCACAAAGUUGUCGAUAUGAACUCUCAUUGUUACAUUAUACUGUACGAUAACAUAUUACAUAAUCACAUUAAACCAAAGAAAUUAAGAUCAAAAAAAGAAAAACACUGAAUUCCGGCUAGAGAAAAAAAAUCUAUAGAAAUUAAGCAUUAUUCGUCCAAAGAGCA